Protomyces lactucae-debilis is the source of this 4720-nucleotide messenger RNA. RefSeq lists its product as uncharacterized. The transcript has 2 exons. The record is from RefSeq and is a predicted model, not a curated record. Bases 207 to 4694 code for a protein of 1495 amino acids. Lineage: Eukaryota; Fungi; Ascomycota; Taphrinomycetes; Taphrinales; Protomycetaceae.
GGCAUACAAAACUGCAAAGACACAGACUCCACUCGGCGUAUCUUUUGAUGCCAUUGGAGAGCCUCAAGUGCACCGUGUUUCUCAUCUCAAACUUCUGGCGUUGAUCCUCUAGUCUUGCUGCUCGAGAAGGACGCAAGCGACUGCAGAAAAUCAAGUGCAGCGACGCGCCAUACGCUGCAUGCGCCUGGUGCCCUCCACCUUUUUACAUGAGCCGUCCAGCAACGGCUUCUUCGGUGCCGGCCGCCUCCGGCAGUGAUCGUGUCAGUCGGCCAGGUUCGUCGCAAAUUGUCCGGGUCCCUCAUCUUGCUUGUACAGACGCUUGUCUCGUAGAUCAAGCACGAGCACAAGCAUGGACCUUGGAUGAUUAUGCGCGCUUGCUGUAUGGACUGCGCGAUCACUUGAAAGAUCGCAUCAAUGAACUGCCCUUUGCGGCAAUCGCCUCGAAAUUAGGACACUGCGAGCACAUCGCCAAGACGCGUUACGUUCGCCUACGUUUUGUUCUCAACAAUAUUGGUAAAUGGGGUGAUGUCCUAGCGACCGUCCAGCAGCUCGCUCUCGCCAAGCAGCGCAAACCGAAUAGCGCUUCCAGCAGCAUUACCCACGAGCAGUUGGCGGCGCGGGUUCGAGAGUAUGCUCCUGAGGUGGAGAAUCUCGAUGCACGGUAUUACGAGUUGAAGAAGGCACAAAGCAUACAAGUUCGCGAACGGCAAGGUACGUCAGCAAGUCCUGUGAAGCAACAAGCGGUCGGUAUGCCAGCGCCAUCGACCAUCACGCCAGUGCAAAUGGCUAGUCUGACCACUCCUCAGCCGGUAACUGGAACUAUCGCCAUCAGUCAAACGCCUGCUCAGCAUGUUGAAACACCACUCAAUGAUUCUCAAGCUCUGGACGCGCCCCCAAGCCGGCCAAUUACACCCUCGAAAGCAGAUGCUGCUGAUGGGAAGCAUAUGCCCAUGAUCAGCGAGCUGGAGAUAGACCCUGCAGAAGAAGACGUGGUCGAUGCAACGAAUGGCACUGCUCUGGAUGAUGCGCCCAUACCGGACGCGCCGAUUACACAAGAAGCAAUGUCUCAAGAUGACUUGCAAGCACUCGCUGCGCCAGUCAGUCUUGUCGCGCCAGAAGUUGCUGCGCCAGAAGUUGCUGCGACAGAACUUGCUGCGACAGAUGUCACCAUGUCGGACGAGUCCUUGCUAACAGUUGAGCCUACCAGAAUGGCUGAUGCCACUCAACCAGCCGAGCUGGGCAAGAAGGAUUCGGUUGUACCUGAUCAGCCACAUGCAUCGAAUAUCACUUCUCCUGAGUCGUCACGCGACGAUGUGCUCCAAUCUCAGUUGCCCCUGCAGCAUUCAGUCGCAACGACAACACCAGCAACACUCUCAACAGAUGCGCUUGGCUUUCAAAUCCAGGCACCUGCUGCUACUGAGUCUGCUUCAGUACCGGGAGAAACUCCGGCGGAUCCUCAGUCAAUGUCAAAAGGCAGUCCUCGAAAUGGAACGCCUCAGGUUGCGCCCAAGGCUUCUUCCAGACAAUCAUCUCCGGGCAAAACGCGUAAGCGCAGCGAAAUUCCAUCGGACGCACAAAUCAUUGACGUUGAUUCCGCGCCAAACAAGCCAGAUGAUCACACCGUCCUUGCACUGCAGGAUGUUCAAGCUAUGCCGGCGGACCAGUUGAUGACAUGGUCAGACCCCGACUUGCUCGGCCUUAUUGAUUUCAUCUCUUACAUUGCAGUGACACCGCACGUCUGCUCUUGGAGCCGCGAAAGAUUGAGUACAGCGGCUGGCAGCGCCAUCAAAAAUCGUUCAGCCGACGAUGUCUUUACUGCUGGCCGCGCGUUCCUUGAUCGCAUGAGACCUGCGAGGCCGAGAGAGAAGGAUGCUUUAGCUUUGGCACUCAAGAAACUACGAUUCAUCCUUGAGGCAGAGCUUGCAGAUGCAUGUGCAGCAAAGCAACGGAUAGAGAUGGCAAUGUCUCAAGGACGCAUAUUGCCGCAGGAAUGGCCAAAUACGGCCCAGACAAGCAUCUUCCCACCUUGGCAAUCAGCUACUCCCGCUUCUGAUGCACCGGUCCAGCAAAGUGGCAUGAUCGCCAACGCCGCGAAGCUGAAUGGCGCGCCUCGGUCUGCUCAUCCUUCUUCCUCUGUCAAUCAGGGAAAGACUCAUUCAACAGACGGUACACCAUUGCAGACGCAACCAAAACCAGCAAGGAGUGUUGUUCGCGUCGCGGAAGCACCCAAUAAGCAAGUUCAACAGCGACAGGAAGCAGCGAUCAGACCUGCGUCCGGCGUGCGAAUGCCACCAAGAGCUGAUGCUGGUUCUGGCUCCUACGAACCAAUGCCAGAACAGCUUCACCGCCAGGCCCAGCAAGUGCGCUACCAGCAGAUGCAGCAGCAACAGUGGCAAGUGCAGCAACAACAACAGCAGCUUCUUCAGCAAUUCUAUCAGGCUCCACAGGGUUCGCCACAGCUACAGCGAUCACCAAGUCUGAAUCAGUUUCCGCGAUCACAGACAGCCUCCUCUAGUGGACAUGAUUUCAAUUCCGCUCCUCUGAUGCAUAAUCGCGCGCUGCCCUCUUCAAUUGCGGGACCUGGUUCCCCUGCAGAAAGCAUGGCCUACUUCCCCAUGCCAUCUUGUACGAUUGACGCAGCCCGUCUCCGAAUCUCCGCUCUCGAGCAACAGUGCCACUCAAUUGAAGAGCGCGUUCGUCAAGAGCUGGUGAGCAAACCUGCAGCUGAUCCAGGUGUACGGUCGCAAGUCAAAGCCUUUCGCCAACUUCUUUCUUCACUCCGUUCUGAGUUGGACAAGUUCAAUGAACAAAUGCGUCUUUUGCACCUUCCUACAGUCUCAUCUCCCUACCUAGCGAGCUUGCAGAGGAGGGGCUUUCCGCCCAAUUUCGUCAGUCAGGAGCAAGCAAAUGCUCAAAUGCUCUCUACCAUGCUAGUUCCACAAUCUCACUCAAGACCCCAUCCACAGUCCAUGCAGACGCAGCAAAGCCAAACGAUUCAAGCGCCGCAACAGUCAACGAGACGCUCUAACAGCUAUGACAAUGCCUCACAGCUGCACACACUCGCAUCAGCCCAAUUUGCAGCACCGCAGAAAUUCGCACAAAAUGACCUUCAAAGAAAGAAUACCGCCAACAGCAAUGCAGCCGAGCCCUCGCCGAGCCCGCUUCGCUCCAUGUUUUCGCCCAGUAUGCCGCCGCAAGGCUUUGCAACCCCAGAAGUGCCGACACAACAGAUACCACCCCCACCACGGAUGUACUCUCAAACAUGGUACAGGCUACACGAUUUGAUUCUCAAGUAUGAGACUUUACAGAACGAAGAGCUCGAGCGGGCAGGCAUGUCUGCUGCGGAUCGAAUGGCUCACAUUGCAUCACAGCGGCUCUAUGCGAAGGCUGGCAUUCCCGCCGAGUGGCUAAUGGCGUACUGGGAACAAGUAUACAGCAUGUCGGAUCUUGAAGUGCAAAACUUGUUCUCCCGUCAAACGCUCGCAACUGGCAGCACUGACCUAUCGUCGGGUGCUACGACGGCAGGUACCUGGCAAGGCGCUGCUGCGAUGUCUACCGCACCCCCAUUAUUCCGAUCCGUUCAGAUUGGGUGGCAAGCUCCCCCGGAGUCAGGCUCAGCACAGUUGCAGUCCUUGCCGAGCUCAUCGGCACCAACUACACCUCAACUCUCUACCGCCAAUGCACCUCUUGGCCAGGCGAAUUCGACCCUUGCAACCUCGAGCAGACCCUCCACCAGCGCAAGUCAGAUGGCACCGCCUCCAGCCUCGGUCGCACAAGCGGCACCAAUGCCUCCAUCAGGAGCAUCGAAUCAUCCUAUUUCAAUGCCGGCCACGAGCACAGACACUGCUCCCAACGGUGUCAAGAUGUCGACGUCUCUCCAGCAACGCGUUGCAGACUUGCGCGCUCAGCUGACAGAGUCGCAGAUGGCGCUCGACAAUGUCCAACGCAAGGCAUCUGCAGAGACACAGUCCAAUCGGCAAGAGACCACGGGUCAGCGUGCAGAUCUGCCACAAAAGCGCCCCUUGUCUGAUGCGAUGCAGUCAGCUGAAAAGAAGCGCAAGGAAUCGCCUCGUUUGCCACCAGUCUUUCCAUCGCAUGUGGUGGAAACACGGUCUCCAGCCGUGUCACCCGUCGCUUCGCCAGUCGUCGUGCAGACACCUUGGCAAGCUGCUUCCGCUGAAGCUGCUGUUGCCGUGCCAACACCGGUUGUGCCUGUCUCGCCUGCUGUUCAUCCCAAAGACCCAAUCGAGGCGUCAGUCAAGACAGAAGUCGCCAUGGAUGCUGUGCAGCAGCCUUCUCCGGUCAGUCAAAUUGGCGCAUUGCCAAAGCCCUCUGCAGACAUUACGCCGCUCAAGAAGUUUUUGGAGCUGCAGGUUCCGCUUGAAGAGAUUGAAGAGUCCUUCGAGAUUUGCCGCGAGGCAUCGACUGAAGUCGAGCGGCAGUAUGCUGUAUCUGCAUUGCACGACUUUUUGUGGAUGUUGCCAGAGUUCAGUGAAGAAGCACGUCGACAUGCAACGGGUGUGCGCAUAUAUCUGAAGCAUCGACGCGUGCAGGCUGCUUUGCUGGCACGCUUGCUGAGGCAAGAGGAAGGUGACAAUACAGGCCCGACCUUGCGCAAACUUGUGGAGGAGGAGAAGGGCUGGCGGCAAUUGUUUCAACUUUAUGGGACCCUGCCUCAACCAUCAUCAACUUGAACUACGUAGAACGUAAAUGCAUACAC